AUGGGUGGCAUCAUUCACGUCGUACAGCUCCAGUUCAAGCCGGAUGCUGACCCUAAGAAGAUUGAAGAGAUCCUGGGUCAACUGAAAGCACUGAAGGAUAAGUGCAUUCAUCCCACCACUAAAGCGCCAUACAUCAAGUCCAUCACUGCUGGAGUGGACAACUCAAUCGAGGGACUACAGAACGGCUACACUCACAUGAUCAUCACUGUCUUCGAGAGUGUCGAGGAUCGAAAUUACUAUGCAAAAUCAGACCCGGCACAUUUGGCUGUGGGGGCAGCUCUGGUGCCUCUGGUGAAAGGCCUCCAGGUUCUUGAUAUCGAUGCGUAA
Molecule: messenger RNA, 327 nt
Organism: Capronia coronata CBS 617.96
Lineage: Eukaryota; Fungi; Ascomycota; Eurotiomycetes; Chaetothyriales; Herpotrichiellaceae
Exons: 3
Coding region: 1-327 (108 amino acids)
Source: RefSeq, a predicted model, not a curated record